Molecule: messenger RNA, 2876 nt
Organism: Sebastes umbrosus (honeycomb rockfish)
Lineage: Eukaryota; Metazoa; Chordata; Actinopteri; Perciformes; Sebastidae
Product: transcription factor che-1-like
Exons: 4
Coding region: 240-1478 (412 amino acids)
Source: RefSeq, a predicted model, not a curated record
GUUAUUAUGGACUUUUUGCCUAAAUGAUGCCAAAAAUAUACCACCUACUGCCACUUUAAUAAAAACAAACACUGACCACACAGAGGAAAGCGUGAAGUGAAAAUGCGCCUGCUUUCUAGGGAUUACGGUAACCAGCGUCAUGCUACCGGAAGUGCUAUUGUGUUAUCUCUUUUGUGAGCUAACCCAGCGCUUGUGUCGCGCUUUUUUUUACCAACAUCUCAGCGGCAGCGAAGUGAAACAUGUGUACGAACAUGCCUCCGGCUAGUCUGAACCUGGAGUCGCAGCUGUUGUCCAUCAUGGACGUGCUGGUGAAGGCGGCGGUGACUGAAAUCAGCCAGUUGUUCUCGGAGGGCUCCUCGUCUCUCCGCCUUCAUCUCACUCAGAGCCUGAAGGAGAACGAAGCUCUGAGGAUGAGGAUGAAGGUGAUGAGGAGUGAGCUCUUCUCUCUCCGGCUGCAGACCAGGAACAACCGGCCGGCCAGCCGCUUCUCUCCGAUCAGAGGAAACAUCAUCAAACCACGAGCUAGAUCACAAGUUGUCAUUAGGCCACCAGCGGCUCAGAAGACUGUCGUUGAAGCUGCUUCUAUUUCUCUCCAAUCAGAGAACAAGACUUCCUCCUCUGCCACUCAAGUUAAGUGUGCAGAUGUGGAGAGCUCAGAUGUCAUCCUGAUCAAAGACGAAGACGACGUGGGAGGAUGUGGGCCAGCUGGAGGUCAGGAUGACUUUGGGAACCGCAGUACGCAGGGUGGUGUUUCUACAGGGACGCAGAAUGUCGAGUCCUGCCUGACGGGUGAUAAUGAGGAACUGAGAAUCGUGAGUGUUCACGGACGCGGGGAAGGGCCCCUGCAGGAAGAGAACGACGCCCUCUUCACUGCCUCUGAACUCCAGGCUUUUAGCUCUCUCUCUCCCAACCACAACAUCACCCACGACAACCUCCUGAACUUUGCCACCGGUGCCAGUGACAGAGCCCAGAUGAGAGGGAUGCAGGAACGAAAUCCUUCCACCCAAAUGGCUUCAACAGCAUUUAAUCCUGCAAUAACACCACAAAUAGUUGGAGCUGAUGGUCACGUGGGGCAUCCCAGUCACGUCAGCCAGUUCGCCCAGCAGCAGUUUCCUCCCGCUAUCAACAAAUCUCUUGACUGCAGCUUCUGCGGCGAGCACUUCCUCAGCCGCGAAGACCUGAUUGUGCACAGGGCGAGUCACACCGGGGAACCGCCCGUUCUUUGCACCUUUUGCGGCAAGUCGUUCGUCAACAAGACCACGCUGAGCAUCCACAUGCGCAUACACACCGGGGAGAAGCCGUACGCUUGCACGCAGUGCGGGAAACGCUUCACGCAGAACGGCAGCCUGAAGAUCCACCUGAGGACUCACUCUGGGGAGAAGCCGUACACCUGCAACCAAUGCACCGCCAGCUUCAACAACCCCAGCAACCUGCGCAGGCACAUGAUCACACACAAUACUAACGGAGUGCUCCUCUGACCAUGAAAGAUGCAAAGAUUUAAAGACUUAAACGUGGAAUUUUUAAAUUUUUUCAGCAUGUUACUUUUACUUACGCAGUGUGUGUGUUUGGGGAAUAUGUGUUUCCUGUGGCAGUAACUCAUGUUCUUGUCCUUUGUGUUUGUGUAGUUUUGCACACUGCACAAGAAGGAACUCGCUCCGGUGAAAUGAACUUAAUAAACUAAAAGUACACCAAUAUAUAUCUUGACAACUUCCCAGUAAAAUCAAUGAACUGUGGUUCAAAAUAAGGACACAAAUAAACAUGAUCUCUGUUCAAUAUGAAGAGAUCUUUUUAAUUCUAGAAAAACAAGCAACAGGAAACAACCUUCAAAACUAAUUAUUACUUUAAUUUAACUAACAUAAUGAAAAUGCCUUUUUUUUAAUUUAUCUUUUCUUUUUUUUAUACUGUCUGAAAAAUAGACAAACGUAUGCCUUAUUCAUCAUUCAAGGAGAAUAUACAGUACCUUAACUUAAUUCAAAUUUGAUAAUAUGGCCUACUGGAAUUUUUUUUUCAAUGAAAUAAAAAAGAAACAAACAGUUAUUUAUGGGUGGUAAGGAUAAAAUCUAUUGUGUUAUAUCACAAUAUCGGUAUAUAUUGUGAUAUAGUAGAUACUCAAGAAAAAGAGUUUAUCUAUAUCCCACUUGAAGGUAUCUCAUUGAUACAACAGCCCUGUCAGUCCAGUAUCACCAUAAGGCAGUCCUGCUCAGUGAUUUGUCCACAUUUGGCCUAAUGCAGAUAUUAAGGGGGGAUCACAUUUUGUAACUGGUCUGGAAAAAUCCAGUUAUGAUAUGGUUCAUAAAUUUCUAUUGCUAGUAAGUAAGUAAGUAAAACUUUAUUUAUAUAGCACCUUUUUAAACACAGGUGCUUUACUAUAACAUCAGUAAAACACAAUACCGAGCCCAUAUAAGAAAAAUCAGAAAUACAUACAAAGGCAAUGCAAUUAAGAACUGAAAACAUACAGCAACCAGUUACCACACAGAUCAAACAGUAUAUAAGGCCAUAGCACCCAACCCUAGGCACAUAAAAAUGUAACCAGAAUGCUAAUUUAAAGUGUUUUAAACUGAAAUUCCCAGAUACACAGACUAAAGUUAAGACUUGGAUUCAUUAAUCUGAACAUUAUAACUUAUUGGAUUUAGAAAUGUUUGGUUUACUGUAUAGGAAGCUGCAUACAAGGAGAGAGACAUGUACUCCUCUUUUAUUUGUAUGUGUGUGUUUUUAAUUUAAAAAGCAAACUACCUCCACUGUUGUCUCUGUUACUGCUCUCAUUCCCUCUUUUUGUACUUCCCAGAUAGUUUCAGACUGGGCAAUAAUGAAUUUAGUGUGUAUUUGUAAUCUGGAUAUGCAAUCAUGAAUAAUAAAUAUAGAUUUGUUUAACAGCU